Molecule: messenger RNA, 1438 nt
Organism: Pyricularia grisea
Lineage: Eukaryota; Fungi; Ascomycota; Sordariomycetes; Magnaporthales; Pyriculariaceae
Exons: 3
Coding region: 160-1341 (393 amino acids)
Molecular function (GO): protein binding; 6-phosphogluconolactonase activity
Source: RefSeq, a predicted model, not a curated record
CAGCAAGUCCCGAUGGGAUGAAAAGAGAUGGGCGUACGUAGUAUGAUGGAGUUACCCGGGCUCUUUAUGGGGUCGUCAUGGCCCAGAGAGGCUUCAAUUGUUCUUGUUCUCAUCCUGUGACCAACAGGAUAACUCGAACUCGAACUCGAACUGGAUGGAAUGUCUAUGUUUGCCAGUCAAUUGAGAAGAGCAAUUCCUAAAGCAACACGACCAAAAUUGAAAAUGCCUCUCCACCAUUUAAUGAUCGGGACCUGGACCCCUCCAGGUGCCAUUUUUACGGUUCAGUUUGACGAUGAGAAGCUCGAGCUUAAGUUGGUCAAGAGGACUGAGAUCCCCAAGGACGAGCCCAUAUCAUGGAUGGCCUUUGACCAUGCAAGGAAAAACAUCUAUGGCUCGGCCAUGAAGAAAUGGUCUAGUUUUGCUGUCAAGAGUCCCACUGAGAUUGUCCACGAGGCAUCUCAUCCCAUGGGCGGCGAUCCCAAGGCUGCAUCCCCCGACACAAACACUCGCGCCAUCUUCCUUCUGCCAGCCACCAAGCCCCCAUAUGCAGUCUACUGCAACCCCUUCUACAAGCCACACGCUGGCUACGGCAACAUCUUUAACGUCUCGGACACGGGGGCCCUCGCCACCAACGUCCAGGACUACCCGUACCAGCCCGACAGCGGCAUCCACGGCAUGGUUUUUGACCCACCGACCGAGACUUACCUCUACUCGGCCGACCUGUCGGCGAACCGCCUCUGGGUCCACCGCCGGCACCUGCCCGGCCGGGACCCCGCCCAGGUUGAGCUUGUCGGGUCCAUCGAGGCUCCGGACCCGGGCGACCACCCGCGCUGGGUGGCCAUGCACCAGACCGGAAAGUACCUGUAUGCCCUCAUGGAGGCGGGCAACCGCAUCUGCGAGUACGUCAUCGACCCGCAGACGCACAUGCCCGUGUACACGCACCACUCGUACCCGCUCGUGCCUCCCGGCAUGCCCAAGAAGGACCGCGAGACGGGCAAGGGCCUGUACCGGUCCGACGUGUGCGCCGUGUCGUCCUCGGGCCGCUACCUCUUUGCCAGUGCAAGGUCCAACAGCUUUGACCUGACGGGCUACAUCGCCGCGUUCCGCCUGCGUGACGAUGGGUCCAUCGAGGAGCAGCUCUGCCUCAACCCUACCCCGACCAGCGGCGGUCACAGCAACGCCGUGAGCCCCUGCCCUUGGAGCGAUGAGUGGGUCGCUAUGACGGAUGACGAGCAGGGCUGGAUCGAGAUGUUCAGAUGGGAGGGUGAGUUCCUGGCCAGGGUUGCGAGGCUGAGGAUCCCCGAGCCCGGCUUCGGCAUGAAUGCUAUAUGGUAUGACUGAGAGUGAGGGCAUAUACGAUGGUUAGGAAGCAGCCAUGCAGGUUGAGUCUCUCAGCCCUCUUUCUUGAAAAUUGCACCAUGUUCGGCUCACGUUUCUC